Messenger RNA from Cyphomyrmex costatus, 4713 nucleotides. RefSeq lists its product as uncharacterized. Gene Ontology annotation, molecular function: collagen binding; protein tyrosine kinase collagen receptor activity; ATP binding. NCBI's taxonomy places the organism in Eukaryota, Metazoa, Arthropoda, Insecta, Hymenoptera, Formicidae. The record is from RefSeq and is a predicted model, not a curated record. The transcript has 19 exons. Gene Ontology annotation, biological process: cell surface receptor protein tyrosine kinase signaling pathway; positive regulation of neuron projection development; positive regulation of phosphatidylinositol 3-kinase/protein kinase B signal transduction. Gene Ontology annotation, cellular component: plasma membrane; cytoplasm; signaling receptor complex. Bases 288 to 4199 code for a protein of 1303 amino acids.
UCCUAAUCUCAAUAGUUGUCAACUUCAUCUCGGUUUAUACGACAGAACGACGCUUAUUUCUGCUGAUUUCUGCCAGAUUCUUUCGUUUCGAGCAAAGACGCGUCAAAUAAGCUUAAUUUUAUUGAUUUUUAAGCUGCGAGACAUAUAACGUAUAACCACCGAAACUCCUUGAAGGCGCAUAACUCCUAUAAAUCCGUGAUAAUAACUUAAAAGAACGAAAUCGAAGAAUAAAUUACUAUCCAUAAGAGAAAAAAGAACAGCAGGAAAUUGGAUACAAACACAGAGUUAUGGAAGUGUUUCUUAACGCCUCAAAAAUCGCAUUGUCCAGGUUGUCAGUGUAUCAAACAAUUCGUGUCGUCUUGGGAAAUCCAACAUGCGACUUGGAUUCUGCUAUAUGUACUUUGAUCCAAGGAUUAUUAGAGUAUAGUGAUACCGAGAGACAUAGAUUUACCGAUAUUGCCGUAAUACCAGUCAUGAAUAUCCCCGAAAAAGAAUUUCGUAUUAAGACAGAAGUUGUUUACAGCCUGAAGUCUCAUAACAUCCCACUGAACUUGUUAACGUUCAGAGAUCAGAUUGAUUUGCAAAAUAUACAGAAUGAUGCCAACAAGAAGCUGGAGCUGAUUUUAGUUGAUCAUCAUAUUCUUGCUGACGAAGAUGUCGAGUUGAAGCCUUCAGUUGUAAUGAUCAUUGAUCAUCGCCCAUUGGAUCCAGCCUGGUCAUGGCCUAAUAUACCAUUAAAUAUAGAAAUUGUUGGAAGCUGUGCCACUCUUGUUGCACGGAAUGUCCUACAGAAGAAUCCAGAUAUGCUAGAUAUACAACUCUCGAGUCUCUUGCGAGGUCCGAUAUUGAUCGACACUUAUAAUAUGUCUGAUGAAGCUGGUCGAGCAACUGCUACUGAUGUUGAUGUACUAAAUACUCUAGAGCAAAUAGGUAGACUUAUAUCCGACCGAACUGAUAUAUUUAAAAAGAUUAUGCAUGCAAAAACAGACAUCAGUGAUUUGACUCUUGAAGAACUUAUGAUUAAAGAUCUAAAAGUAACGAAUAGAAUACCUCUCGUUGGAUUUUCCCUUUUAGUAGAGGAAUUUCUUGUGCGGGAAAAUGCAAAAGAGGUUGUUGAACGGUUUGCUAAUGAAAGAAAUUGUAAUGUCGUUGUUCUUAUUGGGCAGGACGUCAACAGAGAACGUGUAGCUAGAGAUAUUGCAAUAUUUUCAACAUUGUGUAAUCAAUUGGCGAACAAUAUAAUUCAAGCGUUGCUUGAAUCUACUCAGCCAUCUCUAAAUCUCAAAUUAAUUAAAGAAAUUCGAGAAGAGAAAUGUAGCCUCUAUUUGUACAAACAAGGAAAUGUGAAGGUAACACAAAAAUGUAUUCUUCCACUUGGCAUGGAAGAAGGAAAAAUCCCAGACGAAGCAAUCACUGCGUCCUCUAGUUACGAGAUGAAAUCCGUCGGCCCUCAAAAUGCGAGAAUACGGCAGGAAAAGAACGGUGGUGCUUGGUGUCCAAAGGCUCAAAUUAGUAGCGCCAUACGCGAAUACCUGGAAAUCGAUCUGACGAGAGAUCACCUUAUUACAUGGACCGAGACCCAGGGAAGAUUCGGUAAUGGUCAAGGUCAAGAAUAUGCCGAGGCAUUUUUUCUAGAAUAUCGACGGCACGAAAAGUGGCAUCAGUACAAAGAUUUAAGAGGGAACAAGGUUCUACGUGGCAAUAGCAAUACAUAUCUAGUUGAAAAACAGAAGUUAGAUUUACCAUUCGUAGCAAGUCGAGUGAGAUUUGUUCCUUACAGUCAGCAUCCUCGCACUGUAUGUAUGCGUGUCGAGAUUUACGGCUGUAUCUGGAAUCAAGACAUUGCUAGUUAUACCGCGCCUAAAGCUGAUACAGAUGGACCUAAUGGGUGUAAUGUUGAGGAUACGUCAUACGACGGCACGGAAAUUGAGAAUUUAAUGUUAAACGGUCUAGGACAAUUAACCGACGGCAUAGUCGGUAACGAAAUAGAAAUCCUGGAAUCCAAUAGAGUAACCAACUGGGUCGGAUGGCAUGAUCGAGAUAAUAUAGAAUUAUUCUUUGAAUUCCAAUUUUCUCGGAAAUUUAGAAAUUGUACAAUUCAUGUAGCCAAUCUGCCCGAUCUAAGUAUUGAGAUGUUCUCCAUAAUCAACUUUUGGUUUUCAUCGGAUGGCAAGGAAUAUCACGAAACACCGGAAACGUUUCAAAUGUUUAAUGAGCCUAAGAUCAAUAUUAUUUCUAGUAACAGUAAUAAAAAGGAUGGCAAAAGUAAAAAAAGCAUCGUGAUAUCUAUUCCAUUGCAAUCAAGAUUCGGCAAAUUUGUCAAGAUGGACAUAAAACCUCAAUCAAAAUGGUUGCUGCUAAGCGAGAUUACGUUUGAGACAGUUCCAGAUGCAAAGAACAACACUGACGGAGCAUUGGCACAUUUGUCAUGGAUAUAUGCGAAUAAUAACGAGAAUAUAUCCCAAGUAAUCAAUCAGGAUCAAAUCGGGAGAAUGAAACAGAUCGAGGAUAAAGAGAUUAAAGGGGAGAUUGGCGACCUAGAAAUUGAAACUGACAACAAGAUCAAAGGAGAAGCUGGCGAUGGGAGGAAGAUUAAUAUUCAACAUGGAGGUAUAAUGAUGGAAAAACCGAAAACUGACUUAAAUGAAACAACGUUGGUGUUAAACGAGUCGAACUUAACGCCAGAUGCUUUUCCCGUGAACAAUUCGCCAACAUAUAUUGGACUAAUUAGUGCUGCAUUGACUAUAAUUGUCUUUUUUUUGGGUUGUACGAUCUUUCUAAUAAAACAAAGAGGUCGCAACAAAGUAGCUCUAUUGCAAAAGCAUACCGCAUUAUUAUGUGGCUCACCAGCGCCUGGUAUCACGAUCAAUACGAAGGAUAUCAAAUUACCCACACCGAUCGUGAUAAACAAUCUAUCACAAUCUCGAUUAUCGUUGAAAAGCAAAAUUACUUCAAACAAUGAUUACAAAUUCGGUGAUGUCGAUACGAGCGAGCAACAUAGUAUUUAUGAGAAAAUUAAUAAAAUAUCCCCGCGACCAUAUGUCAAAUGUGAAGCGAGAUCCAAUUAUAAAAUAGAACAUUUUGAUACUAAAACUAGCGAAGAUUUCGCUGAUGAAGUGGAAUGUAUAGUGCCAACGAUGUCGAAAAAACUGAGUCACUCGCAAACGGGAAAAAUGAAUCAAAGAGUAUAUGAGAGUUAUUAUGCGGCUACGGACAUCUUGACGAUUAAAAGACGCGAUCAGCAUCCCGUUGUGAGUCUUUUCACGCCGCUACUCAUUCGGGAUUCGAUCGUGUCGUACAAACGUGGGACUUAUAAUGUUCCGCGUAUCUCUCGGCACAGAUUAAGAAUUCUCGAUAAGCUCGGCGAAGGAAACUUCGGUUUGGUACAUUUAUGUGAAGCAAAAGGCAUACAAAAUCCGGAUCUAGGCAUCCUUCUAAACCGUCAAGUAGUUAUAGUUCGGUCCUUAUGGCGCGGCGUGGUUGACGCUUUAAGGGAGGACUUUAUGAACGAUAUGCACAUCUUGGCUGAAAUACGAGAUGUCAAUAUUGCCAGGAUAAUCGCGAUAGUUGAGGAGGAACCUUUUAGUGCCAUUUUCGAAUAUGGAGAACUCGGGGAUUUAUCAAGUUUUCUAAAAAGUCACGAACGCGAUACACAGAUAAGUUACGAGUGCUCGUUGAAUUUGGUGACGCAAAUUGCUUCAGGUAUGAAAUAUCUCGAAAGUUUGAACGUACCACAUUGUGAUCUAGCAGCCAGGAAUUGCAUCGUUUGUAAAGAUCUGUUGAUUAAAGUAUCCGAUCAGGCCAUGUACUGCAAUAAAUAUGACAACGAAUAUUACGUCAACGAAUGCUACGCGAAGAUACCAUUACGUUGGAUGGCAUGGGAAGCGGUCUUAUCGAGAAAACAAAGCUGUCAAUCCGAUGUUUGGUCGUAUGGCGUGACGGUUUGGGAAGUGUUAACGCGCUGCGAAGAUGUACCGUACGCCGACAUGACUUCAGAACAGGUGUUAGAGAACUGUGGCCUAUGGUACUCGGCAUUGGACAACGGCAGUAAGAAGAAAUGUCCGCGAAUUCUCGAGCAGCCGAUGUUGUGCACGGAUGAUCUGUACCGGCUGAUGCUGCGAUGUUGGUGCAAACUUGCGGAGGAUCGACCCAGUUUCCAGGAGAUUUACUGCUACCUCAAGAAGCUGACUCUGGAUUAAGUGUAUGCAAAUGUGAACGCAUCUCUGCCGAAAGAGAAUACGAAAAACGAUCCAUGCUCCAGCAGCAGCGGCGGCGCGGACCAAAUCGAUUACAAUCAGCUAAGAAGCAUCCUGAACUCUUUCUUAAUCGCUUUCGCAAGUGGCUCGAAUUAAUUCGUGAAUUGAAUCGAAUCGAGAAGUCGUAAAUGCCUAAACACGACAAUGUAGGAUGCUCUUUGGCCACUAAAAUUACUGCUCAACUAGAUUUAUCUAAUUUUGAUUAUAUAAAUAAGGGUAGGCUAAUAACGUAAUGAUAAAGAUUCAAUGCGGCGGAUAAUCGCAAGUUUCUCGUACAAUCUUCUACGCGUAUGUCAAGAAAUAAUCUGAAAAUAAAUCUUUCAAUGAUUAUUUCCGUAACAAUCAGUAUUCCACGAGAAAUACGUGAUUUCGCGAGCAAGAGAGAUUCAUCUAUUUACUAAUUUAUUACUUUACAUAUCUUUCCUACGCUUAUACAUAUAUAUAUUAUAUAUAUACA